Messenger RNA from Phragmites australis (common reed), 1455 nucleotides. Its product is annotated as serine carboxypeptidase-like 34. The transcript is spliced from 10 exons. Gene Ontology annotation, molecular function: serine-type carboxypeptidase activity. Gene Ontology annotation, biological process: proteolysis. The record is from RefSeq and is a predicted model, not a curated record. The coding region runs from base 14 to 1444 and encodes 476 amino acids. NCBI's taxonomy places the organism in Eukaryota, Viridiplantae, Streptophyta, Magnoliopsida, Poales, Poaceae. Gene Ontology annotation, cellular component: vacuole.
GAAACCUUGAACAAUGAAGGUUCAGACCUUAUCUUGCUUGCUACUUUGCACUCUUGCACUGGCACUUGCAGCACGGCCUGACGCAGGCGGCCUCGAUGCAGCCACGGUAGCCGUGCAAGAGCUCGACCGCGUCAUGUCGCUGCCGGGGCAGCCGAGCUACUCAUCUGCGUUCAAGCAGUACUCCGGGUAUGUCACGACCGAUGAGUACCUUGGAAAGGCACUGUUCUACUGGUUCUUCGAGGCCACGGACAAGCCUGACGAGAAGCCACUGGUCUUGUGGCUAAAUGGAGGACCUGGCUGUUCUUCUGUUGGAUUUGGACAGGCACAGGAGCUUGGUCCAUACUUGGUGAAGAAAGACUUGCCUGAGCUUGAGCUCAACCCGUAUGCUUGGAAUCAAGCUGCCAAUUUGCUGUUCCUGGACUCUCCAGCAGGUGUUGGAUUUUCCUACACGAACACAUCUUUCGAAAAAGAUCCACCGGGAGAUAAUUCCACAGCGCACGGUUCAUACACUUUCCUCGUCAGGUGGUUCCAGAGGUUCCCCCAACACAAAGCCAAGGAGUUCUACAUCGCUGGAGAGAGCUACGCAGGACAUUACAUUCCCCAGCUCGCAAACGUCAUCGUGGAGGAGAACAAGAAAGCCUCCAAAGAAAAUUACAUAAACUUCAAAGGCAUCCUGAUUGGGAACGCUUACAUGGACGGGGACACUGAUCUGUUGGGGAUAGUCGAUUCAGCAUGGCAUCACGCCAUCAUCUCAGACAAACUCUACAGCACCUUCUACAAGUCCUGCAACUUCAGCUUGGUCGACCUGUCUCCCGAGUGCAACGCGGCCCUCAGUCAAUUCACCGCUCUCUAUGAAAUCAUCGACAUCUACAGCUUGUACACUGAUCGGUGCGAGCUCGGGUACCCGGAUUUCAACACGUCGUUCUCGGCGCAAAUCGGGCGGACCGGCGGCCGUCUCGACUUUCUCAAGAUACCGAUGGGCUAUGACCCGUGCACGCAGACGUAUGCGACUGAAUAUUUCAACCGCAAAGAUGUGCAGAAGGCUCUGCACGCAAAUACCACAGGCGUGCCGCAUCCUUACUCGCUUUGCCGUAAUUCUAUCAGCAACGCAUGGACAGAUUCUGACUUGACUGUCGUUCCAGUGGUCAAGAAGCUGGUGGACGCAGGGCUCCGCAUAUGGAUUUUCAGUGGCGACACAGAUGCAAGAAUCCCUACCACCUCAACAAGGUACACACUGAAGAAGCUUGGCCUGCCCAUCAAAGAGGACUGGUCGCCGUGGUACCAUCACAAGCAGGUUGGUGGCUGGACUGUGGUAUACGAUGGCCUGACAUUUGUCACUGUGAGAGGAGCCGGCCACAUGGUCCCAUCCACCCAGCCUGAGCAAGCUCUCCAGCUCUUCAAGCACUUCCUGGCCAACCAGAACCUGCCCUCCAAGCCGUUCUAGAAAAUGUCACA